This is a messenger RNA of Diachasmimorpha longicaudata, 1667 nucleotides long. Its product is annotated as alpha-amylase A-like. Gene Ontology annotation, molecular function: alpha-amylase activity; cation binding. The transcript is spliced from 4 exons. Gene Ontology annotation, biological process: carbohydrate metabolic process. The record is from RefSeq and is a predicted model, not a curated record. NCBI's taxonomy places the organism in Eukaryota, Metazoa, Arthropoda, Insecta, Hymenoptera, Braconidae. The coding region runs from base 16 to 1593 and encodes 525 amino acids.
ACGUUAUAAACCACAAUGACACACAUUGGUAUGCCGUCUCUGGUGAUUGGUUUGAUUGCGUUGGCAACCGCCACCGCUGCCCUCGUCGAUAACCAUAAACAUCCAAAUUACGCGACUGGUCAUGAUGUUAUUGUUCAUUUGUUCGAGUGGAAGUGGAAGGAUGUGGGUGAUGAGUGCGAAAGAUUUUUGGGACCAAUGGGAUUUGGGGGAGUUCAGAUAUCCCCUAUCCAAGAAAAUGUGAUUAUUCCGAAGAGGCCCUGGUGGGAGCGGUAUCAGCCGAUUUCUUAUCGAUUCGUCACCCGUUCCGGUAACGAGACAGAGUUCAAGGACAUGAUCAAACGAUGCAAUGCCGCUGGUGUUCGUAUUUACGUUGACGCAGUCCUUAAUCACGUGUCAGCCGAUCACGAUUUUGAUGUGAUUGGGACUGGGGGUAGUUGGGCCGAUCCAACAACUAGAAAUUAUUCGGCUAUACCGUACACCCGUACAGAUUUUCACCCGAGUUGUCCACUCAAGAAUUUCAACGAUCCCGUGGAGGUGAGAAACUGUGAACUCGUUGGACUUCAUGAUCUGAAUCAGACCAUUGAACAUGUGAGGGAGAAAAUCGUGGAAUUUAUGAAUCGUGCGAUCGAUGCCGGGGUCGCCGGUUUCCGAAUCGAUGCAGCAAAACACAUGUGGCCAAACGAUCUCCAAAUAAUAUAUUCCCGCCUGAAUAAUCUGAAUCCCGGGCAUGGCUUUCCUCCCAACUCUCGACCGUACAUUUACCAGGAGGUAAUCGACAUGGGCGGAGAGGGUGUAUCAAAAUACGAGUAUAACAACUUUGGCGCCGUGACUGAGUUCAGAUAUGGGGUAGAAAUAACAAAAGGAAUGACCGGAAAUAAUCCUCUCAAGUGGUUCAGGAACAUCGGUGAGGACUGGUCGAUGCUGCCCCAGGACUCGGCCCUGAUUUUCAUCGACAAUCAUGACAAUCAGAGGGGUAGUGGUGGUGGUGGUACUGUCCUGACGUACAAACAUCCGAAGCUGUACAAAAUGGCAGUUGCUUUCAUGCUGGCGCAUCCCUAUGGUAAUCCGAAGAUCAUGAGUUCGUUUGCGUUUGAUGAGUCUGAUCAGGGGCCACCAGCGGAUGCUCAGGGUAAUAUUAGAUCACCUGUGAUCAGGGAGGAUGGCAGCUGUGGGGGUGGAUGGAUCUGCGAACACCGAUGGAGGCAGAUUUAUAAAAUGGUGGAGUUCAGAAAUACAGUUAAUGGCAGCAAAAUCAACGUCUGGUGGGACAAUCAGAACAAUCAGAUCGCAUUUUCACGAGGCGAUGCCGGAUUCAUUGCCAUCAAUGCUGAUAAUGACGAUCUCAGGAGGAAUAUUCACACGGGACUUCCGGCUGGCAGCUACUGCGAUAUUAUUUCUGGGAAUAUCGUAGGUGGUGAAUGCUCUGGGAAGACUGUGGAAGUGGGGGAGGACGGCUAUGCGUUCGUGGAGAUUCUGGUGAAUGAGGAGGAUGGAGUUCUCGCUAUUCAUCGAAAUUCGAAGGUGAUCCCUCAACCGAAGGAGUUUGAAGUGGUGAGUGAGAAUAUGAUCUACAGUACAUUUAGAGUAAUUUAAUAUAUGCAUAAUUAUUCAUUGGUUUAAUUAUAAAUAGAUUGAUGUUUGAAUAAAGUCACUCGGUAGUUUUAGUA